AUGGGGAGUGCUGUUCAAAGGACAUCAAAUCUCAAUCAGACAGUGGGCAGGAUAGAGGUGACCUUGGAGCAGCACUUGGAGGACACAAUCAAGAAUCUAUCCAUUGUUGGAGUCCUGUGCAUGGAUUCACAAGGACCUAAUCUGGGCUGCUGUGGGACCCCAUCAAGUGAAGCACGCUGGGGGGAUUUCUGCCUAGCCCAGCAAGCUGCUAAGCUAACCUCAGACCCCACUUAUUUUCCUGUGGUGUCUGUAGAAUCAGCUAACGGGAACAUUAGGAUCCAGAAAUAUGAUGGCAUCACUGUGGCAGUGCAGAAAAUGGCCUCUUGA
This is a messenger RNA of Neomonachus schauinslandi (Hawaiian monk seal), 327 nucleotides long. Its product is annotated as ragulator complex protein LAMTOR5-like. Gene Ontology annotation, biological process: positive regulation of TORC1 signaling; cellular response to amino acid stimulus. NCBI's taxonomy places the organism in Eukaryota, Metazoa, Chordata, Mammalia, Carnivora, Phocidae. The transcript is spliced from 2 exons. Bases 1 to 327 code for a protein of 108 amino acids. Gene Ontology annotation, cellular component: cytoplasm; lysosome; Ragulator complex. The record is from RefSeq and is a predicted model, not a curated record. Gene Ontology annotation, molecular function: guanyl-nucleotide exchange factor activity.